AUGGCUCUGAGCCGGGAGGCGGGCGACGGCCAGUCAAGGGCGCCUUUUCCAGGCAGAGCCUGCCACCGUGUGGCGUGCAUCGGCUCUGCAGCUGCCUGUCCAAAGACAGCUGGGACCGCUUCCCUGGCACCGCGGGCAAUGGCUGUUGUGAGCAAAGGGCAGAGGGCAAAGUGUAGUCAAGAGCCGCUGCAAACGGAGAUCGUGGAGAAGCCAACGCCGCCAUGCCACCUUCAAUCAGCUUAG
Messenger RNA from Rangifer tarandus platyrhynchus (Svalbard reindeer), 243 nucleotides. Lineage: Eukaryota; Metazoa; Chordata; Mammalia; Artiodactyla; Cervidae. The record is from the annotation of a GenBank genome assembly.